Parastagonospora nodorum SN15 is the source of this 1206-nucleotide messenger RNA. RefSeq lists its product as hypothetical. The record is from RefSeq and is a predicted model, not a curated record. NCBI's taxonomy places the organism in Eukaryota, Fungi, Ascomycota, Dothideomycetes, Pleosporales, Phaeosphaeriaceae. The transcript has 2 exons. Bases 1 to 1206 code for a protein of 401 amino acids.
AUGCAUUGGCUUGCCCCGAACGAUAAUGGCAUCAUCAAACUAGACUCUCUUCAACUUGAUAUUGUAGGCUUCCUGGCCAUCUUAGGAGAGGGUUCCGUGCUUGCCAACGCUCAGGUCUCAACGCUUUCGAAAUGGAUCUUUCUACCACGCUUGAUCCCGGCCCCUCAAGCGCUGAUGAGACCGACUAGGCCUUUGGUGCUUGAACCCGCGCCUGGAACCGUAUCAGGCAUUUUCUCGGGCAAUAAGAGAGACAACAUCAACCACAUCGGAAACAUUGUCUGCGAUGCGAACAAUCUUGCGACAUACUCGGUCCGCGUCGUCGAGAUCGAACGCAUCAACGAACAAGACUUGAAAUCGAAAACCGUCGCGCCGCUGACUUUUGUCAUAUUCGUUGGCUUCUCCCUUUCCGCCUUCCUCCUCGCACUCUCGAUAUGGCAAAAGGACGGCAUGUCCAUCGUUGCUACCUGCCUCCUGUCGCUGCUCUCGAGCCUCAUCGGCCUCGGCAACAAAUGGAAACUACAACUGCCUAAGCGUAGAUCAACGUCGGGUAGCGUACCACGCGGCGAUGUCGUGAUUCGAUAUCCGAGAGGCAGUUUCCUCGUUGUCCGCUGCAACGAGAACGUAGCCCGCGAGCUGUACUUCGCGCCCGCAGAGAUAGAUUACCUCCUGAAGCACGCGCCUGCCUAUCGAAUCUUGAGCUUGGUAGGCACCAUGAUGCUUAUGGGAGGUGUCAUUUGCCUUGCCAACGCGCAAAUUCAAGUGCAGAUUGCUUGGGCAGGAUCAUACAUGGUGCUAGGUGCUGCAUACUGGAUUGUAGCUGCCUUGCCACAAAAGCUCCACUGGGACACGUCCUGCUACAAGGUCACCAACGAAUGUCUUUCCGACUCGAACAUGGACGCCAAGGGCUACCCGUCCGAGAACGAGACCUUCACGCAAGCGCUUUGGAAGGCUAUCAUCGUCACGAAGAACACGACCUGGGUCACAAGAAGUGAUGCAUGCCCCGACACAGACGCAUGGCGGGAGUGGCUAUGUGAGGCACACGCGGUCAGCAAGGAUGUUAAGCUUGCAGACAAAGAGAACAAGGAAGGCGUCAGGACUUGGGAGGUGCCGCGUGACUGGGACCCCCAGGCACACUUGGUGGAGUUGCUGAGCAGACAAGCGAAGAAAGACAAGAUCAACUCGACCAGGAUCUUGGAGGACGUGUAA